AUGAGCAUGAAGCGUAAACGGUCACCACCACCGCCCGCACCCAAGGUCGAGCCUUCAGAAGGCGGAGGCCUGGAAGUGACAGUAAAAACGGAGGAGAGCGCAAUGAGGAUCAAGUCCGAGGAGGAGGCUGGCAUCAGCAGGCUCCGAGAAGUGGUCAGAGCGACCUGCGAUGGACUGGGGAUGGAGCGAAGCGACAUCGACGACGUCGACGUGAAGCCUAAGCGCGAGAUCGAGAGGCUCCAAGGGAUCAACGACGACGCGCGCGAUCCACUGGAUCAAUUGAGGCUGCAGAAUGGCGAUGUCGACGAGGGCGACGCGGGGCCUUCGGUAGGUACGCGGAGCGGGGUCGCCGUCGAGGAUAGCGGAGGAGAUGACGGGCACGGAGAAGGAAGAGAAGGAGGAGUUGACGGGAUAGGAGGAGGAGGAGGAGGGGGAGAUGAUGGGAGCGGGGCGAUGGAGACGCAGACAGACGGCGGUGAGUGCGUUCAGUUCACUGCGGAGGGUGCAUGCCUUGACGACGAUGGCCAAUUUGGCGCAGGUCGUGUGAGAGGUGUUGGCGCAGAGGAAGGGCCGCAGCUUAAAGUGAAUAACGGUGGCGUUCGUGAUGGAGAAGGAGGGGCUGACCCAGGGAGGCCAAUCGAGGCUCUGGGCGGGCCCUUGACAGCGGAAGAUGGAGAAAAUGGCGAAGCUCGUGGGGCCUCCGAUCGCGACCGAUCCCCUCGAGUGCGACCUGUUACGGAGGGGAGAGGUACGACGUCGACGCACCAAGAGGCCGGUGAAACGCAGACGGAACGCGAGGAUCAUGGUAGUGGACCUGGAGAGUGUGGAGAAGACGAUGACGUUCGUGGUGAGGAGGGGGUGGGUGAUGAAGGAAAUGGAGGCGACGGAAGCAGAUCACGCGCUGGGGCCAAAAAGAGGAAGGUCGGACGACCGCGCGGGAGUGGAAGGAAGAGCGAGCAGGAGAGGGUGGCCGAGAGGGGGUGGAUUCCGCCGAACCGCGCGGACAGAGAGGUGGAGGACAAGGCCGUGAAGCGGCGCAGAGCAUCGUUGAGGCCGAGGAAGAAAUGA
Molecule: messenger RNA, 1068 nt
Organism: Stereum hirsutum FP-91666 SS1
Lineage: Eukaryota; Fungi; Basidiomycota; Agaricomycetes; Russulales; Stereaceae
Exons: 6
Coding region: 1-1068 (355 amino acids)
Source: RefSeq, a predicted model, not a curated record